UGAUUUCUUAAAUUGUAAACACAUUGUAAAGUAUACAUACAACGAAAUUAUGUAUAUCACGUUAUCCAUGCUUCGAUGUUUACAAAUCUCAUUGCAUUUAAAGACAGAGGUGUAAUUGCAAUGAGGUUAAAUAAAAUUUAAGUGCUGACACUACACGAUAACAAUUCACAUAAAAGUACUACGUAAAUAUUAUUUACUACGAAUUUAUAAGGUAGUUUUUAAUUCCUAUAUAUUCCAAUUUCAAUUAUUAAUUGUACCUUUUGAUAAUCAUUUAAUUUUACAAUUUUGUAAAUAAAAAAUAAAUGGUGUAAUAAUAAGAAAGCCAGAUAUAAAAUUAAUUUUGAAAUAUGGAGCAAUUUACAGAGGAUAAUAAUAAAACAAAUCUGGAUGUUGAAAUAAAUUCUGAGGCUAAAUCGGAAAAAGACAAAGAGGAUAUAAUGAUUCUCGAUCAUGAUACCAAUGUUAUGCCAAUAAUCAUAGAAGAAUUGGAUGAAAGUGCUAUUAAUUCCAUGGACGUAGAUAUGACUGAGUUUGUAGAAGCUAAAGCUUUAGAAGUACAAGAUGUAUCUCAAACAAUAAUUCCAUCCUAUACAUAUUCUGAGCAAAGUAGUCCUGUUAAUGACAUUAUAAUGGAAAUAGAUGAUCAAAAUGUACUACUAACUGUUGAAGAAGAAGAUAGAUUAACUAAACAAUUUUUAAAUGGUGAAUUAACAUUCAGUGAAUAUUCCUCUAAAAUGGAUGAAAAUCCAGAACUAGAAAUCUCAGAUACGGAUGUUUCUAAAAAAGAUUCAGAAAAUGAACAAGCAGUUUCACAACAAAUUAUAAAUAAAAAAGAACAAAAGUUAUCAACAUUUUCACAAGCAGGACCAAAAAGGAAACGGAGAACCCUUCCCCCUGUUUUACAAGGUCUUAUGGGUGAAGCAAAUUUACGUUUUGCAAGAGGAGAAACAACAUUAGCAGCACAAAUGUGUAUGGAAAUAAUUAGGCAGGUACCAAGUGCUCCAGAACCAUUUCAAACCUUAGCAAUGAUAUAUGAAAAUGAUCAGCCUGAGAAAUCAUUACAAUUUGCAUUAAUAGCAGCACAUCUCAGUCCAAAGGAUGCCGAUCAAUGGGCUAGAUUGGCUAAUUUAUCAUUAGAGAGUGGCAAUAUAAAACAAGCAAUAACAUGCUAUUCGAAAGCUAUUCAAGCUAGCCCAAAAGAAAUACAUUUGUAUGAAUCAUUAAUAGAACUUCAAGAGCAAAAUGGAGAUAAAAGAGCUCAUUUGAAAGCAUAUACAAAAUUGUUACAUCAUCUGGAUUCAGAAAAUGGUGAAGAAAUAUUAAAAUAUGCAAAAAUACUAGCAAAACGACACAUGCAAGAAAAUAAUAAUGAACAAGCAUUAGAUGCUAUGGAAUAUAUUUUUGUUAAGUGUCCUGAAUUGAUAACAUUAGAAGAAGUCAAUAUUAUGACAGAAUUGUUAAUUACUUUAAAACAUUUUAAUAGAUGUUUAGAUACUCUAACUAAGUACACUAGUAUCUGGGUUCAAUUUAAGGAGAUAGAUAUUUCUGAUAAAAAAAUUUCAGAACCUCCUAAUAUAUCUAUAAUAGAAACCUGUGAUAUACCAGACGAUGUAGUUGUAGAUUUAAAAGCAAAAUUUCUUAUAACUCUUAUUGAACUGAAUGAAAUUACUAUGGCAGAUAAACUUUUACCUAAAUUGUUGAAAGAAGAUCCAGAGAUAUCUGGAGAUUUAUUUUUAGAUGUAGCAGAGGCUUUUAUGGGAAAAAAAGAAUUCCAGCGAGCUUUGGACUUAUUAGAUCCAUUAGUUAAUAGCAACAACUUUAGUUUAGCAGCUGUUUGGUUAAGACACGCAGAAUGUUGGGUUGGCUGUAAAGAUCUAAAAAAAGCUAUUAAAUCUUAUGAAGUUGUUAAACAAUUAUCUCCUCAGCAUUUAGGUGCUAGACUAGCAUUAGCAAAACUUUAUAAGUUUAAAGGUCAAUACAUUAAGGCAGCAGAAGUUCUUAAACAAGAUCCAGAAUCAGAUGCACUAGAUCCUAAUGUAAUUUAUAUGAGGACACUUUUGCUCUUCAAAACUCAAAAAUAUGAUGAGUAUUUUCAAUCUGGAAUGUUAUUACUUUCAAGACAUUGUAUUAAUAUUAGGUCAAAAGCUGAGCUUGGUGCAUUAACAAGAGCAACUGGAAUACGUCAACGUCUUGAAAGUUUACAAUUGCAUCGACUAUCAUGUGGUGAAAAACUUGAAGAAGAAAAUGUACCAACAUUUGUUAACAGUGAUGAACCAAGUGAAAAGAAUGAAUUCCUUUUAUAUAUUCAAAUGUGCAAGUUAGCUUGUGAAUUGAAAAGAUAUGGAUUACUACAAAGAAUAUCUUUUAGUGCAUUGACAUCUAAAAGAUUUGAGAAGAGGAAUUCUCAUAUCAUGUUCUUAUGUUUAUUGGCUUGUAUUCACAAUAAUGAUUCUUAUUAUGGUUACAAUAUUGUGCGGGAAAUAGUAAAAGUUUGUCAACGUUCAAAUUCAUGGAAUUUACUUAAUAUAGUUAUUCAAAAAGCUGAAGAUUCUAGACACAAUAGAUUCAUAAUGCGUUUACUUGGACGAGAAGAUGCAUUUUCUCAUUUGCAUAUAAUGCAUGCAAAUAAUUGCCUUGUCUGUGGGACAUAUACUUAUGCUCUGAAUGAUUACAUAUCCCUCUUUAGAGUUACGCCAAAUGCAUUAUUGGCCUUAUUAAUUUCUGUUACUUUACUACAAAUGUCAUGUCAAAAGCAUUCAUCAAAGAAGAAUCAAUUAAUAAUUCAAGCAAUUGCAUUCUUUAAGAAAUAUGCACAAUUACGAGGAGUGGAAGGUCAACACGAAACAUAUUAUAAUAUAGCACGUGCAUUUCAUCAAAUUGGAAUGUUGCCAACAGCUAUACACUAUUAUAAACUAGUUCUUCAUUCAGAUCCAGGAGAUUUAGUUAAACAAAAUGAAGAACUUUUAGACUUGAAAAAAGAAGCAGCUUUUAAUCUUCAUCUUAUAUAUUUACAAUCUGAAAAUCUUAAUCUUGCCAGAAUGUAUCUUGAAGAAUAUAUUACUAUUUAAAAGCAUUAUAAAUAAGUUAUAUGUAUAAAUAGUAUAAGAAAUUAAUAGAUAUGUUAUAUUAUAAAUGUACAUAUUUUUUGCCGAAAAAGUAUUAAUAGCUCUUAAAUAAAAAUAAAGUAUUAAGACUGUUCAUAAUCUCAGGUUUUUUAAUGGUUUACGCCAUUAAUGAGAACAGGCGUAAUUCUUGAUUGAUUUUGAUGAACAAAGUCUUCUUUUAAAGGCGAAGAUUUAAUUUAUAAUACGUAGUUUUAGAAUUAUUGAAAAAGAUUUUUAUUUGUGUAUAAAGUAUUUUCGAAAAAUUCCCUUUUUAAAACGAUUUUUUUUUACAAAAAAAUAAAGCUUUUAAAUAAGAACCUUGUACUUUCACUACUGAUUUUAAUAUACACACUUGAAUGGAUAUUUUCUAUAUCUCUCGUGAGACAGUGAUUGCCUGCUUGUUUGUGUGCGUAAAUAACUGGUACUUAGAUUUUUUGAACAUUUAAAAACGCAAAAAAUGCAUUUUACGAUGCUCGCGCAGAGAAGCUAUGGUAAUUUAUUUGGUCAUUUUAAUGAGAUUUGACUAGAUGAUUCUAUGGCAAAAAUAAGGAAAUAUGUGUCCAAUCGUUGUUUAUCGAUGUGUUUUUAAAAUAUUGUUAAAUUUUGGAAAAAUGUAUAGUUCCUUUUAGAUUUUAUAGACUUAAAAAGAUAGAUUUUAUAAGCAAUGUGUAACACAUUGGCAAGCAUUUGGAUUCUUGUAAUACAUGGAACAUCUUAUUAUUGUUAUGCAUUUGUUUUCUUACUAUUUCUUAAUCAAGAUCAGUCGAAGCUAAAAUUGUCUUUACUAUUAUAAUAUAAAAUGUAAAAUAAUAUUUAAAUACAUUAUUAUUAUUAUUAUUAUUAUUAUUAUUAUUAUAUUAUAGUAUAUUACAUUAUAUUAUAUCAUUAUUAUUAUUAUUAUUAUUACUAUUAUCAGUAAUAGUAAUAGUAGCAUAUUAUUAUUAGUAAUAGUAAUAGUCGAAGUCGUAUAGAGUGAACUAGUUCUACAAGGGUAACCAUGUAAGAAAAAAAAACAGACUGAGAGUUCUAUAUUAUAAGUAAUGUGAAAAUGAACUCAUGUUUUAAUAUGUAUUAAAAUAAUAUGUAUAAAUAUUCACUAAUUAUUUUUAAGAAAAUAUUAGACAAAUUCUUAUUUUUGUCGUAGAUUUAUAUACUUAUUCUUAUAUGUGUCAAUUAUAUUUAUUAUUUUCUAUGGAUUUAUCGUAAAACAAAUGCUUAUCGAUAUCUUAUCUAACACGGA
Vespa velutina is the source of this 4344-nucleotide messenger RNA. Its product is annotated as general transcription factor 3C polypeptide 3. The coding region runs from base 348 to 3068 and encodes 906 amino acids. The record is from RefSeq and is a predicted model, not a curated record. The transcript is spliced from 5 exons. NCBI's taxonomy places the organism in Eukaryota, Metazoa, Arthropoda, Insecta, Hymenoptera, Vespidae. Gene Ontology annotation, cellular component: transcription factor TFIIIC complex. Gene Ontology annotation, molecular function: protein binding. Gene Ontology annotation, biological process: transcription by RNA polymerase III.